AAUGUUGACAAAUGACAUUAAAAAUUAAGGAAUACAAAGUUAAUUUUGCCUUUGGUCUUUUUCAAAUAAAAUAUAAAUUAAAAUCAUGUCGUUUCGUAGCGAUUUUAAGCAAUUACUCAAACCUUAUUACUGGAUUAAUAUAUUACUCAGUAUAUCCUAUGUUACGUGCAAGAGAACAGGAUUUAUAUGCAACUUUUUAUUUCCCGAUGUGGAUUGUGAAUUGGACAGCCGAGAAACGGAAAUCCUAUUUUUCUUAAUCAUCGUCGUUAUGCUGAGGACUCGAAAGGCGGGCAGUGUGACCAUGGUCAAUUACUUAUCCGCUUCUUUCGUUUAUACUAAAAUUGCGAACCUAAUACUAUGGUUAUACGCUGAUGUAAGAUACGGCUUACCAUAUGGUGCCAUCCUAAUCCUAGCUGCACUCCUCCUCCCUGAACCUACAUACUCUGGUCCCGAGCAUGUCACCUACUUCCGCGGCCUCCAGACCUUAGAAGAUGAGCUUAAGAGACAUAAGAGUACAACCUGGGUGAUCUGCCUGUAUGCAGCUUGGCAUCCGGCCUGUGUGAACUUUGCCCCUGUGUUUUCUGAGCUCUCUGCAAGCUAUGGACUGGAUAAUCUGAAGUUUGGCAAGAUUGAUGUUGGCAGAUAUCCUGAAGCUGCAGCAAAAUAUAGAGUGCAGGAUGGUCCCACCAGCAGACAGCUGCCGACUGUGCUGGUGCUCAGUGAGGGUCAGGAGAAGAUGAGGAGGCCACAAGCUGAUCAUACUGGAAAGCUACAGAAGUUCCUAUUCUCCAAAGACAACAUGAAAGCAGCUUUUGAUCUGGAUGGACUCUACCAGGAAUGCAAGACAAAGUUAGCCGCUGUGAAAGCCAAGAAGACAGAAAAGACCGAGUAG
This is a messenger RNA of Papilio xuthus (Asian swallowtail), 892 nucleotides long. Its product is annotated as thioredoxin-related transmembrane protein 2 homolog. The transcript has 4 exons. Bases 86 to 892 code for a protein of 268 amino acids. Lineage: Eukaryota; Metazoa; Arthropoda; Insecta; Lepidoptera; Papilionidae. The record is from RefSeq and is a predicted model, not a curated record.